AUGAAUCCCCAACCAGCCUACGGUUUGCUGGAGCCCUUACGCACGUAUUACCCGCUCCUUGUCUUGCCUCUGUUCAUACUAGCCUCCGUAGUCGAUGGCAUGAUUAUUGCGAGGAGGAUUGUUGGAAAUGACUUCCAGCAAAUUAGCCCCGGUGAGGGCCCGCUGCCGAAACGGACCAGGAGCUACAAGGCUGUCCAGACUGAAGAAUGGUUCUCAGAUGGCGAUAAAUUCCGAUUAAGAUGGCUUUCACUCAGCCUAUGCGGUACAUAUCUUGCGGAUGCGACAAUAUAUACCGUCCACGUCAUGAUUGCCUGGUCAGAAAAUUGGUGGGGCGGACAGUCUAUAGUGAUUUAUAUUGUUUGCUCUUUCUGCAACUAUACAGUACUUCUGAGGCAUUCUCAUUCCCCAACUGCUGGUCAUGCUGUCUGCUGGAUCUUUGCCAUUCCCUUCGAGCUCACUAUAACUGGACUGUCUAUAUAUCUCUAUACCUCGCUUCAUCACGAGCCAGUCGUCGGGGAUCGCGAAGGAGGUCCGGUUCGUAAUGGAGUCACAACCUGGGAGUUAAUGGAAGCUGCUACCGCCAGUUUUCGUAUUUUGAUUCUGCUUGCCCUGGCUUAUUCCUACGUUGUGACGUUCACACGCUCCCUGAAUGAGGAUAGGACCUUGAAAGAUGGAAGUACCUUAACAGAGACAGCACCCCUGUUACGUUUCACAGACUUAGACAGUGGGUAUAAUGCAGCUGCAGAUCUUGAGCGACAUCCGUUCCAUUACCAGAGCUGGCCGGGACCAAUUUCCGCCUGCUCACUCCUUCUGUCUUAUAUGUGGCCGUCUGAGUCACGCUGCCUCAAGACAACGGCGAUGGUAUGUUUUCUUCUUCUCCUUAUCCAACGAAUAGUCAAUGUCUUAGUUCCCGCUCAGCUUGGGGUGAUAUUCACGACUCUUGAAGACGAAAAGGAGGGAAGUAAUCUGUUUAUUCUGUGGUCAGACGUCGCCAUAUGGGUUUUCUGUUAUUGGCUGCAGGGAAUACUGGGCGAUCUGCGUUCUGGCCUCUGGCUCCCAGUGCGGCAGUAUGCCUACAAAAAUCUUGCAACAUCUACCCUUCAGCAUAUUCACCGUCUCGACUGGGAAUUCCACCGAAACAAAGAUACAGGUGAAGUCAUGUCAGCACUGAGGAAUGCCACACAAGUCACCGAUUUCUUAGAACAAGCUGUCUUCCGGCUUUUUCCAACGCUGUUGGAUUUGGUUAUUGCAGUUUGGUACUUCCUUAUUGCAUUUGACGCCUACUUUGCCCUUUUGUUUGGCGUCUUUUCCUUCAUCUAUAUCGGCAUCACUAUUCGUCUGGCUCAGUGGAGAAAAGAAAGCAGGAGACAAGAGGCUACUGCCUCAAGAAAUGAAGAUGCAGUAAAGAAUGAUUCCAUCGCGUCAUAUGCGGCAGUUAAGUAUUUUAAUGGCGAAAAUAAGGAGGUCUGCCGAUAUCGCCACGCUGUCAGGGGAUUCCAGUGGUUUCAGUCUCAGUCGUCGCUCCGCAGAAUGCUGUUGAACACCACCCAGACAACCAUCUUAUCAAUUUGUUUGCUACUUACGGGGCUUAUUGCCGUAUAUGAGGUCUUUGCUGGUUUACGACCCGCGGGCCAAUUCGCAACAUUGGUUGCGUAUAUGUCGCAGCUCCAACGCCCGUUGACUUUCUUUGGAAAGUUCUACCUGUUGAUCCAGUCUGCUCUCAUUGAUGCCGAGCGCAUGCUACAGCUCAUAAUAAGACAGCCAAUGGUGUUCGAUCGCUCCCACGCAACGCAUAUGGGGGAAUGUGAGGGCGGAAUCAAGUUCCAGAAUGUUGAAUUCUUUUAUGAUGCACGAAAGCCUAUCUUGCGAGGGCUAACAUUCGAAUGUCCAUCAGGAACUACUACAGCUCUAGUUGGGGAGUCAGGUGGCGGCAAAUCAACCGUUUUGCAGCUCAUUUAUCGGUUGUAUAAUGCCACCAAGGGUGAUAUUUUUGUCGGCGGCCACAGCGUACAUGAUGUCACCAUUGAGUCUCUCCAAAGGCAGAUUGGCAUCGUACCGCAAGCCCCCGUCCUAUUUAAUGAGACCUUCAUGUAUAACCUGAAGUAUGCCAAUCAGGAUGCUGAAGACAGUGACGUUUAUGAGGCCUGCCGUGCUGCUGGGAUCCACAGUCAAAUAGUAGCUUGUCCUGAUGGCUAUGAUACUAAGGUUGGGGAGCAAGGCUCUCUUCUGAGUGGUGGUGAGAAGCAGCGUGUAGCACUUGCUCAGGCCAUUCUCAAAAAUACCAAGUUCAUAUUGAUGGAUGAAGCCACGGCUGCGCUCGACACUGGCACUGAGAAGCAUGUCCUGAAAUCCCUGAGACAGCUCACUACUGGCCGUACCGUGCUUAUUGUUGCCCAUCGACUCAGCACUAUCGUCGAUGCAGACAAGAUCAUGGUCAUCCAUGGAGGCAGAGUGGCGGAAAGUGGAACUCACCAGCAGCUUUUGAUGAUGCACGGCCAUUAUGCCAAACUAUGGUCAUCGCAGUCAAUGACACUUCCAUAUCAGUGA
Penicillium malachiteum is the source of this 2547-nucleotide messenger RNA. RefSeq lists its product as uncharacterized. The transcript has 3 exons. Gene Ontology annotation, molecular function: ATP hydrolysis activity; ABC-type transporter activity; ATP binding. Gene Ontology annotation, cellular component: membrane. NCBI's taxonomy places the organism in Eukaryota, Fungi, Ascomycota, Eurotiomycetes, Eurotiales, Aspergillaceae. The coding region runs from base 1 to 2547 and encodes 848 amino acids. The record is from RefSeq and is a predicted model, not a curated record. Gene Ontology annotation, biological process: transmembrane transport.